AUGGAGUACUGGAGGCAGUGCGCGCUCUGGCUCAUCGGCUGCAACGUGCUGCCGCCGAACCACCGCGUGACGGCGGACACGGCGCAGGUGUUCGACCUGGCGCAGACCCUGCGGGACGGGGUCCUGCUGUGCCAGCUGCUCAACAACCUGAGAGCCGACACCAUCAACCUGAAGGAGAUCAAUCUGAGGCCGCAAAUGUCCCAGUUCAAUGACAGCCUUUACAGACAGGAGCACGGUUGUGCCGUGGGAUUUCCAGUGUCACCAAUUACAACCAGUCUCUACUUGGAGGAAAUGGAACAGAGAGUCCUGGACUCCUUCAAGGGAACAUCACCAAGUCACUGGUUCAGAUAUGCAGAUGACACUUUGGUCAGAAUCCAUGCGAAAGAAGCAGAAGCGUUCAUCAAACACAUCAACUCUGUGGACAACAACAUCAAGUUUACCAGCGAAGUCUCCCAGAAAGAUCAAGCCGAGCAGGAGCUGGAGAGGACCAUCAUGGCAGUCUUCGUCUUCAGAGAGAAUUCAAGCCUUCUACAGCAGCCCCAAGACGUUGGGAUUGUCAUUGAUGGUGUGGAAGUCCUCAAUGAGUUGCCUUCUCUUGCAGCUGGAGUGGCAAUGCUCUUUGGACUUUGCUAUGCUCUUAACAUGGAGUAUCCACAGGGUUUCAGGUUCACCUUUGAGGCCCUUCAGAAGAUCCUGAUGGAGCUUGGUUCCAACAAGAUGACUUCCAAGAUUCGCAAACUCAGUGACGAGGUGCUGCCUGCAAAUAUGUACCGUACAUCCAAGCUGGGCUGCAUAAUCUCAGUCAUGUUCGCUGGUUAUCCACCAAACAAACAAGCUUCUGGGGUUAUGGACACCCUUUCCAAGCUCUCUUACACGGCACUUGCUCAACAAGGAGGAUUCAAGCCAUUUCCUAUGGAGGAAAGCCUCAAAGACGAGGACAUCUACAACAACCUGGCCGACCUGAUUGAUGAGAAUGUCCCCGAGGACGAGGACGACCUGUACGCUGCAGUCUAUGGGCUGCAAGAACAGUACGCAGGAGGAGAAAUCUAUGAAGACCUCAUGAAGACGGAGCAGCAUCCGACACUGAAGCAGGCAGAGGUGGAUGUGCGCAGCUGCUGUCUGUCAGAGAUCAAACAGACCGAAGAGCGAUACACUGAGACGCUGGAGUCCAUUGAGAAGUAUUUCCUGAAUCCACUGAAGAAAUUCUUCUCAGCAGCUGAAAUCGAUAAAGUUUUUGUCAACAUUCCUGACCUGGUUAAAGUUCACAAGAGCCUGAUGGUUGAUCUGCAGGAUUCCAUCCUGAACAGAAACGCCUUAAAUCUCUACCAGAUCUUUAUCAACUACAAAGAGAGACUUCUCAUUUAUGGGAUAUACUGCAGUCAGGUGGAGAUCGCCAUCGCAGUCUUAGACCUCAUCUGCAAGGAGAAAGAGGACGUUCGUCUAAAGCUAGACGAGUGCUCCAAAAGGGCCAACAAUGGGAAGUUCACACUGAGGGACCUGCUGGUUGUUCCCAUGCAGAGAGUUUUAAAGUACCACCUUCUUCUGCAGGAACUAGUCAAGCACACGCACGAUCCUGCUGAUAAGAACAACUUGAAGAUUGCUCUGGAUGCCAUGAAAGAUCUUGCUCAAUACGUCAACGAAGUGAAGAGAGAUAAUGAGACUCUGAGGGAGAUCGACCAGUACCAGAGGUCUAUAGAAAACCUGAAUCAGCCACUUAUCACAUUUGGUCGACCAAAGGGAGAUGGAGAGGUGCGCAUAGUUUCCAGUGUUGACAAGAGGAAACAAGACAGACACAUAUUUUUAUUUGAUGUGGCAGCUGUUGUUUGCAAGCGAAGAGGAGACAACUACGAGAUGAAGGACAUUUUGGAUCUCAACUUCUUUAAGGUCACCAACAAUCCGACAUCGGACAGAGAGGGCAAAAAGUGGUGCUACGGGUUCUACGUGACGCACCAGCAGGGCCACGUCGGCUUUGAACUUUUCUUUAAGACCAGAGAGCUGAAGAAGAAGUGGUUGGAUCAGUUUGAGAUGGCAAUAUCAAAUAUCCGACCAGAAAAGGCCAAUCACAACUCCCACCAGUUCAAGAUGCACACGUUUGAAAGAAUCACAUCCUGUACUUACUGUCACCUGUUGCUCAGGGGCAUCUUUAACCAGGGUUAUCUUUGUCUAAAAUGUGGCCUGGGGGCUCAUAAGGAGUGUCUGGGUCGGCUCGGAGUCUGUGGGAGAACAGGCGUUAUGAGGGCCAGAAGAGGUUUACCAAGGAUGAUUGUGAUCAAAGACUAUGGCGGUAUCCCCAGCCCCCAGUGCGGGCCCCCGCUAAGCAUUCAUGCAGGGGAUAUCAUUGAGUUGAUGUUUGCUGACCUGCAAAGCCCCUGGUGGCAGGGCAAAAUUGUGGCAACAAGCAAGACUGGCUUCUUUCCAAGUGAUGCUGUGAGGCCUUGCCCAUGUGUUCCAAAACCUGUCGAUUAUUCUGCACAGCUCUGGUUUGCAGGGCCAAUGGAGAGAUACCAAGCAGAGGUGGAGCUCCUGAACAGAGAAAACAGCACAUAUCUAGUUCGACACAGGAGUAAAGAGUGCAACGAAUACGCCAUCAGUAUAAAGUUCAACGAUAAAAUCAGGCACAUUAAGAUUUUGACCAAGGAUGGAUGCUUUUACAUAGCGGAGAGUCGGCUGUUCAAGACUGUGCUGGACUUGGUAGAGCACUAUAAACAGCACUCUCUGAAGGAGGGUUUCAGCAGUCUUGACACCACUCUGCAGGCUCCCUACAGAGAACUGUCCAAUGGAAACUUGCCUAAGGCCAUUACCAAGGUUGGCAGUGUCUUUUCUCCUAGAGUGGUGGGAGUCGCGGUGGCACGCUAUGACUUCUGCGCCAGAGACACACGAGAGAUUUCUUUACAGCAGGGAGACAUUAUCAGAAUCUACACCAAGAUGUCCAACGGGUGGUGGAAGGGAGAAAGUGAUGGAAGGGUGGGCUGGUUUCCCUCAACAUAUGUGGAUGAAGAGGAUUAA
Molecule: messenger RNA, 3006 nt
Organism: Nematolebias whitei (Rio pearlfish)
Lineage: Eukaryota; Metazoa; Chordata; Actinopteri; Cyprinodontiformes; Rivulidae
Product: guanine nucleotide exchange factor VAV3-like
Exons: 28
Coding region: 1-3006 (1001 amino acids)
Biological process (GO): intracellular signal transduction; cell migration; regulation of GTPase activity
Cellular component (GO): plasma membrane; cytoplasm
Molecular function (GO): guanyl-nucleotide exchange factor activity; protein binding
Source: RefSeq, a predicted model, not a curated record